Messenger RNA from Brugia pahangi, 1074 nucleotides. The record is from the annotation of a GenBank genome assembly. Lineage: Eukaryota; Metazoa; Nematoda; Chromadorea; Rhabditida; Onchocercidae.
AUGACAGAGACUGGAGAGGAGAUAACUUUAUUGCCGUAUGAUUAUGAUAUUGGUGACGAUGGUGGUGACACAAAGACAGGUGAUGGUACUAGUAACGCUGGAAAACCUGCAAAAAAUGCUUCAGAGGGACAGUUGUUAAGGGAUGAUCACACCGAAGAAGGAGGUGGUUUUGCAACUCACCUGUCUGAUAAAUCAGAAGCAACUAGAGGAAACACUAAUAACGGUCAAGGAGAGCACGCAGAACUGCAUCAGCAUGCCGAGCCACCGUCAGUAGAUAAGCAAGCAGAGCGCGUAGAGCCGGAAGAGCCACGACAACCCGAGAGAUUACCCAUACAACCACAUCCGGAAUCGAACUUUCCACAACCAAAUCUAGACCAGCCAUCACCAGUUCAUCCCUAUCAACCACAACCGCAUUCAGAAUUGCCAGAACCUUAUCAGCCGCAACCACCGGCAUCAGCAUCAGUAGGACCUGAAGUAUGUCAAAUCAUUGCUACCGGCAUGAAUACGGAAAUGCAACAAUAUGCAUCACUGCUUGCUAGUGAAGCUCUUACACAAUUUCCAAAUCAGAUGAUGGCUAUUGCGCGCCAUAUCAUGAUGAAUUUUGAAGAGCGAUAUGGACCAGUGUGGUGUUGCGCUGUUAGUAAUGGACAAUUGGGAUUUUAUCUGCGUUAUGACAGAGAGAAUCAUAUUUACUUCACAUUAUCCAGACAUACCAUUUUUCUCUACAAAAGUGGCUUUGUCCAAAGCAUAAUGUCGGACCCUCAAUCAAUCGAAGACCCAAAUCCAAAUCCUGAUAUCGAAACCGGAAAUGCUCAGAUUAUUGCAUCAGGUAUGGACACUGAAAAACAACAAUACGCAAUUCAGUGUGCCAAUGAAGCUAUUAUGCAACAUCCAAGUCAAAAUAUGGCAAUGGCUCAGUAUAUAAUGUCCCAUUUCGAGGAGAGAUAUGGCUCAGCGUGGCACUGUAUCGUAAGUGAUGGAAAUUUGGGAUUUUACGUACGAUACGAUCCUUCAAAUCAUAUCUAUUUCUUUAUAGGAUCAACUACUAUAUUUUUAUUUAAAAAUGAAUGCUAA